Messenger RNA from Hypanus sabinus (Atlantic stingray), 2850 nucleotides. It is a transcript of the gene depdc4, whose product is annotated as DEP domain containing 4. Bases 70 to 1674 code for a protein of 534 amino acids. The transcript has 9 exons. Gene Ontology annotation, biological process: intracellular signal transduction. The record is from RefSeq and is a predicted model, not a curated record. Lineage: Eukaryota; Metazoa; Chordata; Chondrichthyes; Myliobatiformes; Dasyatidae.
GGCGGGGCUUAUUGACGCUUGUUGUCGCUCGGGAGCUGGUCUUGAUGACGCUGCGAGCGGGAGGCGGUAAUGGCGGUGAAUUUAACUCCGCGCUUUCGGCGGUUGGACAGUCGUGGGUCGCUGAGACGCCGAGGACAUUUGGAACCUUUCCAUGCAACACAGGUAUGGAAUAACAUUAUCCAAGCCCUGCAGACCCAGGUGGAGGUGAGGCAUUACAAACGUUUCUGGAGGACGUAUAAUGACUGUUUCACUGGUGCUGAUGCAGUUGAUGUGGUGCUGAGCCACCUUAUGCAAAGCGUAUACUUCGUCAACAGUGAUGUCUCACGUUUGAAAGCAGCUCGCCUCUGCCACGCUCUGAUGGAGCACAGAGUGUUUGAGCCUGUUAACACGAGACUCUUCGGUAAAGAGCAGCAAAUAAUGUUCGAAGAUUGUGGUAGCAGCCUCUACAGGUUUAUGGAAGAUUGUGCAUUCUCUGGUCAGGACCGGAGACCAGAGGAUUUGUUUCACCAUGAAAGACCGCUGCCAAGGAAGAAAUGUCCCAUACCUGAUAAAAUAACUUACUCAAAUCCUAUUGCCUUGGAAGCCUGUGACAAAAGGAUUGAAGAAGUUUUGCAAGCAAUCAGCCUUCGUCCAUCACUACCCACAAACAUAAAAAUGAAAGCACCAACCAGCCUGCUGCCAAAGAAAGUUGUUGAGGAUGUUUGGAAGCAGGCGACUUUAUUGCAGCUGCUCCAUUUAAUUCAUCUUCCCAUCCUGGACAGCAUUCUGGAGUCUCCCCUGAAGAUGGAAAGAAGAGAAGCAGUUCAUUUCAGUCGGCAAACUGACCUUAUUAUCUCCAACACGUUCCUGGAUCGAGAGGUUUCUAAGAUCCUAAAUCUACCUUCCACUGAUGAGUGGCUCCUGGCUGCUGUUGACUGCCUGGAUUAUUUCCCAGACCAGCUGAUCGUACACGCGAGUGAACUGUUAUCUCAGACUGCGAAUGAUAGUGAUGCUGCAGACACCUACAAAAGAGUUUUGUUUGAAACUGUGGCAAAGCAUUACAGCCAGAACAGGGAGCCACUUCUCUGCAGCCGCUAUCUUGAGAUAUACUGCGGGAUAAUUAGAUUUCUGGAGAAUGGAAAGACUGGACAAGCACUGGAGGCUGCUCAGCUGUGUGUUCAGCUAUUGGAGCCAAUUUGGAGAGAGGAAUUGCACAGGCUAUUGUCUUUUAUGGCUAUUGCAGCUCGCCCUGGUACCUACAGAUUACAGAAGCAGAAUACCAACAGGAGUGUGGUGAUGAAAACAUUUACCAAAGCUAUUGUGCAAAGCAAGUCUCUGUCCAAGUCCCAGGCUGAGGAUCUGGCUUUGUUCCUAAUGGAUAACCACGCUGAGGUGUUCAAGAUCCCCAGUUUCCUGCUUCAGAUGGUCAGGAAGAAGCUCCUUUCUCUUCAGGAAGGAAGGAAUCCCAAUGCUAUUGCAGACUUUACCUUCUGCAAGCAUGUCACACAGAAGGAGUUUGAGGUACAGAAGCGUCAUACCACCUUAGAGCAACUUCAGCGGUUGAUUUGCAGUAUCAGUCAAAAUCGCAGCCUGUGUGAGAAGGAAAGAAACCGGCUGCUUCAGGAGUUUCGGAAGCACCAUCCCUCCGUGUUUUUCCACCACUACUCAAGCUGCCGGUUAGGAGAACAUUUGUAGAAUGGCUUCUCAGAGUUGAACAACUACUUACAGCAUUGUGAAUGAUUACUUGAAUUUGAUUGCAUUGAUCCAGGAAUUUUAACUGUACAAGCACAGGAACUAACCACACAGAUAUGCGACUGUGGCAUGUCCAUCUCUUGCCUUUUCACCGUUCGAACUUCUUUUUGUUUAAUUUGCACAAAAUGUGAAUCAUGCUACUGAUUAGCAAAAAUUCAGAAGUAAAUUUAUUAUCAAAGUAUAUGUAUCUGGAGAUUCAUUUUUAUGCACACAUUUACAGAUAAAUGAAGAAUUGCAGAAGAAUUUCAGAAGUACUAAACAUAAAGACUGACAAAUAGCCAUUGUGCAAAAAUUAGGGCAACUAUUUGGGUAUAACUGUAAAAAUAAGAGAGCGCAAAAUUAUGUAUUGCACCCACAAAGUGGUGGAGGAACUCAGCAAGUCUGGCAGCAUCUAUAGAAAUGAAGGCCAGGGUUCUUCAUCAGGAUCCCUGAAGUGUCUCAGCCCAAAACAUCAACUCUAUUCCUUUCCACAGAUGCUGCCUGAUUUGCGGAGUUCCUCUGGUAUUUGUGUUAUGCAGGAUUUCCAGCAUCUACAGAAUUUCUUGUAUACAUGAACUGCACCCUAUGCUUUUACAGUUGUAGAAGGUGGAUACUCCUUUUUAUUUUACUUGAGGCUAAAGUAUUUGCCAGUCAUUUGAAUCUGAAUUUCUCACUGUACGCUGGCUUCAUUGAUUGUGGGCAACGAUUUGAUUUCUUAAAGAUGCACAGCUUGUAUGCAUGAAAUCAUCAUUUUUCUCUCCUGAUGUUGAAACAGUUCUAGUGGCACCACAAAAAUCUGGUAGAGGGUGGAGUAAAAUGGAAAAACAAUCCAACAAUCAUCAGUGGAUUCUGAAUGAACUGGACUCUGAUUUAUGUUGCUCCCUUACACUGGACUUCAGAUGUAUUAUUUUUAAUUUUAACCAUGGAAAAAAUUUAAAUAAGUAAAGUCUUCAACAAAUGGAAGUUACUCUGAAGAAAUUGGCUCAAUCUCCUGUCCUUUUAUUGUUGAAGGACAUUUGGAUCAUUAAGUGCACCAAGAAUACCGAGUGACAGAACUGGAAAAUUGUACAAGAGAUUUAAUGUAGAAAAAGUUAGUUAUUUUCUUUGUAUAAUUAAUGUACAAAUAAGAAACACAAGAAU